CCAUCGCCGUCCCUCGUCAAACGAUCGAACAUGAUUCAUCUCCCAGCGAACGCAGCCUUGUCCCGGGCCCGCAUUCCCCCGCUUUGUACGUGAGCCACCGGCAUGCCAGCGCCCCGGCCGCCCUCUUCCAGGCCAAUACAGACCCCCGGCUCAAGAUCAGGAUGUACUUCAACCGGCGAUCGAAGAAGAUCCACAGCGAGGGAGAGCAGUUAGUGUUGACUCUCAUUAGGCAGGAGAAGUCUCCUGACCACCUGGACCCAGAGCUGGGCGUCGGCGUGGCCGCCAUGCGCUCCCGACUCGCUAACAGGUUUGAAAAAACCUCGCCUCUCUCCCAUCAAUCGAACGGUGCAGGAACCUCUUGUUCAUCCGCCGGCUACCGCAAGGCAGAUGAUGAGAUGUCCGGGACUACUUCGCAGGCAGAUCCCAUAGAUGCUACGGCACGGACGAUUCUGCUAAACCAACCUCAGAACACCAAGUUCUGUGACAACCAUGUCAGUACCACUAAGUACGGGGUGUUUACCUUCCUGCCUCGUUUCCUGUACGAGCAGAUCCGCCGCGCUGCCAACGCCUUCUUCCUCUUCAUCGCCCUAAUGCAGCAAAUCCCUGAUGUGUCUCCUACGGGUCGUUACACCACCCUGGUACCACUCAUCUUCAUCCUCACUGUGGCCGGGAUCAAAGAGAUCAUAGAGGACUAUCAAAGACACAAGGCAGACAACACAGUCAACAAUAAAAAGACCACAGUUCUGAGGAAUGGAGCCUGGCAGACCGUCAUAUGGAAACAGGUGGCAGUAGGAGACAUAGUGAAGGUGACCAAUGGGCAGCAUCUUCCAGCUGACAUGGUCAUAGUGUCCUCCAGUGAGCCUCAGGCCAUGUGUUACACUGAGACCUCCAACCUGGAUGGAGAAACCAACCUGAAGAUCAGACAGGGUCUCACUCACACAGCUGGACUCCAGUCUCUGGAGGAGCUGAUGGGUCUCUCUGGCCGUCUGGAGUGUGAAGAGCCCAACAGACACCUGUACGACUUCACUGGGACUCUACGCCUGGACAACCAAAAUGCGGUUCCUCUUGGUCCUGACCAGGUGCUACUGAGAGGUGCCCAGCUCAGAAACACACAAUGGGUUGUAGGAAUUAUAGUCUACACUGGACAUGACUCCAAACUGAUGCAGAACUCGACCAAGGCCCCCCUGAAGCGUUCUAACGUGGAGCGGGUGACCAACGUCCAGAUCCUGGUGCUGUUCUGCAUCCUCCUGGUGAUGGCGCUAGUGAGCUCUAUAGGAGCCUCCAUCUGGAACAAACAACACACUGAGGAGGCCUGCUGGUACCUGUCACGCGCCGGGGAUAUCUCCACUAACUUUUGGUAUAACCUGCUGACCUUCAUCAUCCUCUACAACAACCUCAUCCCCAUCAGCCUGCUGGUCACUCUGGAGGUGGUCAAGUUCACACAGGCCCUCUUCAUCAACUGGGAUGAGGAGAUGUACUACUCUGAGACAGACACACCCGCCAUGGCUCGAACGUCCAAUCUCAACGAAGAACUGGGCCAGGUGAAGUAUCUGUUUUCUGAUAAGACAGGAACUCUCACCUGUAACGUCAUGCACUUCAAGAAGUGUACCAUCGCUGGAAUCACAUACGGCCACUUCCCUGACCUGGAUGUUGAUCGUUCCAUGGAGGACUUCAGUCCCCUGCCGUCCAGCAGUCUUACCUCCACAGAGUUUGAUGACCCCGCUCUCAUCCAGAACAUUGAGAAGAACCAUCCAACCUCUGCCCAAAUCUGUGAGUUUCUGACGAUGAUGGCGGUGUGUCACACAGUGGUCCCAGAGCGAGAGGAGGACCAGCUUAUCUACCAGGCCUCCUCGCCAGAUGAAGGAGCUCUGGUAAAAGGAGCCAAAGGUCUGGGCUUCGUUUUCACAGCCAGGACUCCUGGCUCCGUUAUCAUGGAAGCUAGGGGGAAGGAGAAGAGCUUUGAGUUGCUGAAUGUGCUGGAGUUUUCAAGUAACCGUAAGCGCAUGUCUGUAGUGGUCCGAACCCCCGAUGGGAAACUGCGUCUGUACUGCAAGGGAGCAGAUAAUGUGAUCUUUGAGCGUCUCACUGAUGCGUCUCAGUACAAAGAGCUGACCAUCGCACACCUGGAACAGUUCGCCACCGAGGGUCUGCGGACUCUGUGUUUUGCCUAUGUUGAUCUGGAGGAGGGGGUAUACCAGGAGUGGCUGAAGGAGUACACCCGUAUAAGCACUAUCAUUAAAGACCGGGCCCAGAAACUAGAGGACUGCUACGAACUACUGGAGAAGGACCUGUUGUUGUUGGGGGCCACAGCUAUAGAGGACCGUCUCCAGGCAGGGGUCCCUGAGACCAUCGCUACUCUGAUGAAGGCCGACAUCAAGAUUUGGGUCCUCACUGGAGACAAACAGGAGACCGCCAUCAACAUAGGUUACUCCUGUCGUCUGGUUUCCCAUGGCAUGUCCCUCAUCAUCGUCAACGAGGAUUCACUGGAUGCUACACGUGCCACCCUGACAGCCCACUGUACAUCUCUGGGUGACUCUCUGGGGAAGGAGAAUGAGUUGGCUCUGAUCAUUGAUGGCCAGACCCUAAAAUACGCCCUGUCCUUCGAGCUCCGCCAAGCCUUCCUAGACCUCGCCCUGUCCUGCAAGGCCGUCAUCUGCUGCCGGGUGUCUCCCCUCCAGAAGUCCGAGAUCGUGGACAUGGUGAAGAAGCAUGUAAAGGCCAUCACUCUGGCCAUAGGAGACGGGGCCAACGACGUGGGCAUGAUCCAGACUGCUCAUGUGGGGGUUGGCAUCAGUGGCAACGAGGGCAUGCAGGCCACCAACUCCUCUGACUACUCCAUAGCACAGUUUUCCUACCUAGAGAAGCUGUUGCUGGUCCAUGGGGCGUGGAGUUAUAACCGUGUCACUAAGUGUAUCCUCUACUGUUUCUAUAAGAAUGUGGUGCUCUACAUUAUAGAGCUGUGGUUUGCCUUUGUGAACGGCUUCUCUGGACAGAUCCUGUUUGAACGCUGGUGUAUCGGCCUCUACAACGUGAUCUUCACAGCGCUGCCUCCCUUCACUCUGGGGAUCUUUGACCGGCCAUGCAGUCAGCAGAACAUGCUACGCUUCCCCCAGCUAUACAGGAUCACCCAGAAUGCUGAGGGCUUCAACACCAAGGUGUUUUGGGGUCACUGUAUAAAUGCUCUGAUCCAUUCCAUUAUUCUCUUCUGGUUUCCACUCAAAGUACUAGAACAUGACAGCCCUUUCAACAACGGUCAUGGAACAGACUACCUGUUUGUGGGGAACAUGGUUUACACGUAUGUGGUAGUAACAGUGUGUUUAAAAGCUGGUAUGGAAACCACUGCGUGGACCAGGUUCUCCCACUUGGCAGUGUGGGGCAGUAUGAUUCUCUGGAUGCUGUUCUUCACUGUCUACUCAGCUUUCUGGCCGUCCAUCCCCAUCGCUCCUGACAUGCAGGGCCAGGCUAGCAGAGUGAUGCAGUGCUGGCACUUCUGGCUGGGGCUGGUCCUGGUGCCAGCAGCCUGUCUACUCAAAGACUUUGCCUGGAACGCGGGUCGUCGCACUGUGAAGAAGUCUCUUCUGGAAGAGGUUCAGGAGCUGGAGGCCAGGGCUGUUGACCCGGGGGCUGCCGUGCUCCGAGACGCCAGCGGGCGCAGUCUGAACGAGCGUGCCCACCUGUUGACCCGGGUCUUUAGGAAAACACCCUCCAACGUGGGCCGCAAAAACUCUGUGCAGCAGAGCAACGUGUCUCAUGGCUAUGCCUUCUCCCAGGAGGAACAUGGGGUGGUGUCUCAGUCACAGGUGUGUCGAUCCUACGAUACCACCCGCCAACGGCCCAGCAUCUAGGCCCUCCCACUGCCCCGCCGCCCCGCCCUCAGCCCACCUGGCUACGGGGUGCUUGGCAACAGUUACCAAGGUGGCCACAACGGUUGCCAAGGCGACAGCGGAGACAGACUAUGAUGAGUGAUCGACCCUGCUGUGGCCUUACUGGAACUUAUACUGACUUUGACCUCUGACCUUGACCCCUGGAGAUCAUUGCUAAGCAUGGAGUCCCGUCUAUACUGUCCAACCUGGUCUCCGCUCUACACACACACACACACACACACACACACACACACACACACACACACACACACAGACAUAUAUCCCCACUGGAUAUAUAUGUAUAUCCAGUGGGGAGAACAAGUAUUUGAUACACUGCCGAUUUUGCAGGUUUUCCUACUUACAAAGCAUGUAGAGGUCUGUCAUUUUUAUCAUAGGUACACAUCAACUGUGAGAGACGGAAUCUAAAACAAAAAUCCAGAAAAUCACAUUGUAUGAUUUUUAAGUAAUUAAUUUGCAUUUAUUGCAUGACAUAAGUAUUUGAUCACCUACCAACCAGUAAGAAUUCUGGCUCUCACAGACCUGUUAGUUUUUCGUUAAGAAGCCCUCCUGUUCUCCACUCAUUACCUGUAUUAACUGCACCUGUUUGAACUCGUUACCUGUAUAAAAGACACCUGUCCACACACUCAAUCAAACAGACUCCAACCUCUCCACAAUGGCCAAGACCAGAAGGCUGUGUAAGGACAUCAGGGAUAAAAUUGCAAAAAAAAUGAAAACCUGCAAAAUCGGCAGUGUAUCAUACUUGUUCUCCCCACUGUGUGUGUGUGUAUAUAUAUAUAUAUAUAUAUAUAUAUCACACACACGCAGACACACAGGUAUGAGUAAUCACAACCACACAAACAGACAUAAUAAAUCAACCACAGAGACUAAUGUGUAUCUAAUCAUAGCAUGGACUGGGUUUAGUUUAUGCACCUGUGCGUCUUUGUCCGUGUGCAUGGCUGUGCUUCUGUAUGUAUCUGCCCUCCUGUGUGUGUGUAUGUGUGUGCGCGUGCGUGCGUGCGUGUGAUGCUCGCACGUGUGUGUGUGUCCGUGUCCACACUCCCUCACAUCUCCCUCUCCUGAGCAGGGGUUUAACUCAUCCGUCAUCACCGUGGCGAUGGGAGAAAGGGAGGAAGAGGAGGGGGGGCACUUUAACAUAAACACCAAACACACACGGGCCUAGGAGGGAUUCCUCUCACAGAGCUGAAGAGGGGGAUUGGAGAGAAGGAGGGGGCACCCUGUAGACCACCUCCAUCAGCUUCUUUAACUCUUAUUCUCCCUUUCACUACUUUUCUAUCUCUCUCUGCUUUUCUCUCUCUCUCUCUCAUUCUUGCUCUCUCUGGAUCAGUGACCUCCUCGUCUCUCUCCCCCUCAUCUGCAGCACGUCUUCUCUUCCUGCUCGGUUGAAUCUAUUUUCCCUUGUAUUCCACCGCUGCUGUGAUUCCUGCGGUCCUGCCUGUCGUCCCAGGAGGCAGAGUUAUCAGCAGCCUGGCUUGUAGUGCUUCCUCUGUUUGUUGGGUUCUCAAUUAAUCUAUGGACUUAUUCUUUGUUGAAUAAAAUGGACUUGUGUCUCUGUCUUUUAA
Molecule: messenger RNA, 5443 nt
Organism: Oncorhynchus masou masou (cherry salmon)
Lineage: Eukaryota; Metazoa; Chordata; Actinopteri; Salmoniformes; Salmonidae
Gene: atp8a2
Product: ATPase phospholipid transporting 8A2
Exons: 37
Coding region: 162-3845 (1227 amino acids)
Biological process (GO): neuron development; phospholipid translocation
Cellular component (GO): plasma membrane
Molecular function (GO): magnesium ion binding; ATPase-coupled intramembrane lipid carrier activity; ATP binding
Source: RefSeq, a predicted model, not a curated record